AUCUGAGCUCCAGACGUAAAGGUGUAGGGAGUGGAGGAGGGGGGCUGUGAUGCACUUCAUGGCUCGGGGAGGGCUUACCAGCAGGACUUUAAAAGGUGCACCGGAGUCCUUGCCAAGAUUUGUUGGAACCAACCAUCAGCCUGGCCGCAGUCCCCUGAACACCAAACAAGCAACAUGGGGAAGAAGGAGAACUACGACAUGUACUCAGUGGAGAUGGGGAGAGAAGAUCACGGGGAAAUGGAUGUCAAAAUUAAGAAGAAAGAUAAAGGCGCUAAGAAGAAAGAAAAGCUGGAGGGCUUGAAGAAAGAGAUGGACAUUAAUGACCACGAGAUCACUAUAGAGGAGCUGGAACUGAAGUAUCAGACCAAUGUCACCAAAGGCCUGAAGAGCAGUUAUGCUGGGGAGGUGCUGCUGAGGGAUGGUCCCAAUGAGCUAAGACCACCCAAAGGGACCCCAGAGUAUGUUAAGUUUGCCCGGCAGCUGGCGGGGGGGCUGCAGUGCCUGAUGUGGGUGGCAGCUUGCAUCUGCCUUAUUGCUUUUGGAAUUGAGUUUUCCCAGGGCAGCCUGACCAGUGCGGACAAUCUGUACUUGGCCGUCGCCCUCAUAGCUGUCGUGGUUGUGACUGGCUGCUUCGGUUAUUACCAGGAAUUUAAGAGCACCAACAUCAUUGCUAGCUUCAAGAAUCUUGUGCCGCAGCAAGCCACGGUAUUGCGAGACGGAGAAAAGUUUCAGAUCAACGCCAACCAGCUGGUGGUGGGCGAUCUUGUGGAGAUAAAGGGAGGAGAUCGUGUGCCCGCUGAUAUCAGAAUUAUCACAGCGCAAGGGUGUAAGGUGGACAAUUCAUCUCUAACAGGUGAAUCCGAACCACAGUCUCGUACCCCAGAAUAUACUCACGAAAGCCCACUGGAGACAAGGAACAUCGCCUUCUUCUCUACCAUGUGCCUGGAGGGCACCGCCACGGGAAUAGUUAUUAACACAGGUGACCGUACCAUCAUUGGUUGCAUUGCCAGCUUGGCUUCAGGUGUGGGGAAUGAGAAGACUCCCAUAGCCAUUGAGAUUGAACACUUUGUCGACAUCAUCGCCGGGCUGGCCAUCUUCUUCGGAGGAACCUUCUUUGUGGUUGCUAUGGUCAUCGGAUAUCCCUUCCUUAGGGCCAUGGUCUUCUUCAUGGCUAUCGUGGUAGCAUACGUCCCAGAAGGUCUCCUGGCCACUGUCACGGUGUGUCUGUCUCUCACAGCAAAACGUCUCGCCAGAAAAAAUUGUGUGGUGAAGAACCUCGAGGCUGUGGAAACCCUGGGCUCUACAUCUGUGAUCUGCUCAGAUAAGACGGGAACGUUGACCCAAAACCGGAUGACCGUGUCUCACUUGUGGUUCGACAACCAGAUCCACUCAGCUGAUACCACUGAAGAUCAGUCAGGCCAAAGCUUUGACCAGACUUCAGACACCUGGAGAGCUCUUAGUAGGGUGGUCAGUCUCUGCAACAGAGCCUCCUUCAAGGGCGGACAGGAUGGGGUACCAAUACCCAAGCGUAUUGUGAUUGGAGAUGCCUCAGAGACGGCGCUACUCAAGUUCUCAGAGCUAACAGUCGGCAACGUCAUAGAGUACAGAGAGCGAUUCAAGAAAGUGUCAGAGGUCCCAUUCAACUCAACCAACAAGUUCCAGCUAUCCAUCCACGAGCUGCAGGAUCCCCUGGACCUGCGUUACCUGCUGGUAAUGAAGGGAGCCCCGGAACGUAUCCUGGAGAGAUGCACCACAAUCCUGAUCAAAGGGCAGGAGAUCGCCCUGGAUGAGCAGUGGCAGGAGGCCUUCCAGACAGCAUACAUGGACUUGGGGGGACUGGGAGAGAGAGUGCUGGGAUUCUGCCACCUCUACCUGAAUGAGAAGGAGUAUCCCCGGGGAUUUAACUUUGACACGGAAGAAAUGAACUUCCCCACCAGCGGCUUGUGCUUCGCUGGGUUGAUCUCCAUGAUUGACCCUCCCCGUGCCACUGUCCCUGACGCCGUAAUGAAGUGCAGAACUGCCGGGAUCCGAGUCAUCAUGGUCACCGGAGAUCAUCCAAUCACAGCCAAGGCCAUUGCAGCCAGCGUGGGCAUCAUCUCCGAGGGCAGCGAGACAGUGGAGGAUAUUGCCGCACGCCUGCGUAUUCCAGUCGAGCAAGUGAACAAGCGGGAUGCUCGUGCCUGUGUCAUUAAUGGCGGACAGCUGAAGGACAUGACCAGCGAGGAACUGGUAGACUGUCUGAAGUUGCACCCGGAGAUGGUCUUUGCUCGUACCUCCCCCCAACAGAAGCUGAUCAUUGUGGAGAGCUGUCAGAAACUGGGAGCCAUAGUAGCGGUAACAGGGGACGGUGUCAACGACUCCCCCGCUCUGAAGAAGGCCGAUAUCGGAGUUGCCAUGGGAAUUGCGGGAUCGGAUGCCGCAAAGAACGCGGCUGACAUGAUCCUGCUGGAUGAUAACUUUGCGUCUAUCGUCACGGGAGUCGAACAGGGUCGACUUAUUUUUGACAACCUGAAGAAAUCCAUCGCUUAUACAUUGACCAAGAACAUCCCAGAACUGGCCCCAUAUCUCAUCUACAUUACGGCCAGCGUCCCCCUACCCCUGGGCUGUAUCACCAUUCUCUUCAUUGAGCUGUGUACUGAUAUUUUCCCCUCUGUGUCUCUGGCGUACGAGAAAGCCGAGAGUGACAUCAUGCAUCUUAAACCAAGGAACCCCCGUCGGGACCGUCUGGUUAAUGAGUCCUUGGCUGUGUACUCCUACUUCCAGAUUGGUGUCAUUCAGUCCUUUGCUGGCUUCGUGGACUAUUUCACAGUAAUGGCCCAGGAGGGCUGGUUCCCCGCGUACUGUCUGGGGCUCCGGGCGAACUGGGAGAACCAGCACUUGCAGGAUUUGCAGGACAGCUACGGACAGGAAUGGACCUUCGGUCAGCGACUCUACCAACAGUACAACUGCUACACCGUCUUCUUCAUCAGUAUCGAGAUCUGCCAGAUUUCCGACGUUCUCAUUAGGAAGACCCGACGUCUCUCCGUCUUCCAACAGGGCUUCUUCAGGAAUAAAAUUUUGGUGAUUGCGAUCGUCUUCCAGCUGUGUCUUGGUAACUUCCUCUGCUACUGCCCGGGAAUGCCGAAUAUCUUCAACUUUAUGCCAAUUCGGUUCCAGUGGUGGCUGGUCCCUGUUCCGUUUGGUAUCCUCAUCUUCGUCUAUGAUGAAAUCCGUAAACUUGGAGUCCGCAGGCACCCCGGGAGCUGGUGGGACAAGGAGCUGUAUUAUUAGAUGUUCCCAGACCUUACCGUACACCUCCGCAGCUGAAGACACAGGAAGCCUACUCUGGAUUUUCUCCAUUGAUUUUAUUUCUGGCACAAGAAAACAAUCAGUGAAUCUCCUGUAUAUAUUUAUAUAAAGAAAUCUGGACAGUUGAUUUCAGUAACGGAGCUUCCUGCGGGCUGUGCUUGUCAGGCUCUGCAAUGCCAAAGGCCAGCAGAGCAAGGGGUGGGCACUCUCUCAGCAUGCAUGGUAACCCCCGGCUGAAGCCCCCCCGGGACAAGGGUAGAAGUGGUUUAUAUAUCUUGUGUGGCAUUAUAGCCCUGUAUAAUGGAUGUUACUUAUUCAAAUAUAUUAUUCCAAGGAUAAUAACUGCUGCGUGCUGUCUGUUAUAUGAA
Molecule: messenger RNA, 3656 nt
Organism: Pseudophryne corroboree (corroboree frog)
Lineage: Eukaryota; Metazoa; Chordata; Amphibia; Anura; Myobatrachidae
Gene: ATP4A
Product: ATPase H+/K+ transporting subunit alpha
Exons: 23
Coding region: 175-3270 (1031 amino acids)
Biological process (GO): proton transmembrane transport; intracellular sodium ion homeostasis; sodium ion export across plasma membrane
Cellular component (GO): plasma membrane
Molecular function (GO): P-type sodium:potassium-exchanging transporter activity; ATP binding; P-type potassium:proton transporter activity
Source: RefSeq, a predicted model, not a curated record